UAUUUACACAAACCUAUACUUUCCUUAUAUAGCCCCCCUUUCCACUCGAUGCUCCGAAUUUGUUUCCCAAAAUCCUCACCAAAACGACGACUCCCCGAUUUGUCUCCACGCCCAAAUAUAGAUAUAGAAGGAUGGGGAGAGGGAAGAUCGUGAUAAGGAGGAUCGACGACACGACGAGCAGGCAAGUGACGUUUUCGAAGAGGAGGAACGGUCUGCUGAAGAAGGCGAAGGAGCUGGGGAUCCUGUGCGACGCGGAAGUCGGAGUUAUCAUAUACUCCAGCACUAACAAGCUCUACGAUUUUGCCACAACCAACAUGAAGUCAAUAAUUGAGCGGUACAACAAAUCCAAGGAGGAACAUCACCAAUUGGCUAACUCAAGUUCUGAGGUCAAGUUUUGGCAAAGGGAGGCAGCAAUGCUGAGGCAACAACUACAAAAUCUGCAAGAGAAUCAUCGCAUUGAUUCUCAAGAACACGUCUGCAGCAGGCAAAUGAUGGGAGAAGAGCUUUCCGGUUUGAGUGUCAAAGAACUGCAGACUAUGGAAACCCAACUAGAAAUGAGUCUUAGAGGAGUUCGUAUGAAGAAGGACCAAAUGUUCAUGGAUGAAAUUCAAGAGCUUAGUCAAAAGGUCCACUUCUGGUUACUUUACCACUCACCGUCCUCUCUUUUCUGUUUGUUUCACUUCAACGGCUUACUUUUCUUGCCUAUGUUGCAGGGAAACCUCCUUCAUCAAGAAAACGUGGAACUGGUAAACCUAGCUCGUCAAGAGAAUAUGGAGUUAUGUAAGAAGGGUUUUGGAACUAGAGAUCCAAAUGGAGCAAAACGAAAUGGUUUUCUAUCAAACAAUUUAAGCCUUGUAGAGGACUUACAUGCACCUGUCCAACUCCAGCUUUGCCAGCCACAGCAAUCAAACCAUGAAACACCAACAAGAGCUACAAAAUUGGGCAGACUACAACUGCCCUAGGAAAGAAGUUGAAUCAACUGUGGGUGGAUGUAAUUAAGACGCUAUCAUCCCAAGGCCCCGCAUUUACUGAUUUGAUGCUUUGAUUGGUGACAAGUGCAACAUGAAUUUCAAAACAGUCCAGCAGAAAGACUUCAAUUCAACUUUAUCGCAAAAUCAGCACUAGAAUGUGUGAGGUGACCAAAGAAACCAGCUAUUUAUGUAAAGUUGAGACAAUAAUAAGGAGAAGGUUGAAAGCACUGCUUGUGACAGGUGACUUUAGCUAUCUCAAUAUAUUUACCUACACCUGAGAUGGACAAACCAACUAUAAAGUAGUUUUCCCUACUUUUCCUUUGAUAUAGAUUUCCUGAAAAGGCAUUUCCUAAUACUUGUUUGAACCCAUCAGUAGCAUAUGGGUAAGUUGGCGUCAGUUGUGGAAUACAACCACCAAAUGAAAUGAUAUUUAAUAAUGCUUAUACAGAAUAA
Molecule: messenger RNA, 1424 nt
Organism: Rhododendron vialii
Lineage: Eukaryota; Viridiplantae; Streptophyta; Magnoliopsida; Ericales; Ericaceae
Product: agamous-like MADS-box protein AGL21
Exons: 9
Coding region: 132-962 (276 amino acids)
Biological process (GO): positive regulation of transcription by RNA polymerase II
Cellular component (GO): nucleus
Molecular function (GO): protein dimerization activity; RNA polymerase II cis-regulatory region sequence-specific DNA binding; DNA-binding transcription factor activity, RNA polymerase II-specific
Source: RefSeq, a predicted model, not a curated record